Molecule: messenger RNA, 369 nt
Organism: Iphiclides podalirius (scarce swallowtail)
Lineage: Eukaryota; Metazoa; Arthropoda; Insecta; Lepidoptera; Papilionidae
Source: the annotation of a GenBank genome assembly
AUGCCGCCCGAGCUGCAGAUGCUGCACAGCAGCGCAUCGAUGCAGCACCUGCAAAUGCACCAGCUGGCCGCGCACCAGGCCAGCCUCGGGCACAUGCAGGCGCAUCAAGCGAUCGGGCCCAUGCAGCCGCACCCGGCCAUGAGCCAGCUACAAGCGCACCCGGGCUUGAGCCAGUUGCAAGCGCAUCCCGGCUUGAGCCAGUUGCAGCCGCACCCGGGCUUGAGCCAGCUACAAGCGCACCCGGGCAUUGUGCAGAUGCAGCCGCACCAGGCGAUCGUCAGACCGAUGCAGGCCCACCACUCGGGCGUCGCGCCGAACAUUGUGAGGCCGCGACCGCUCUGUCACCACCACGCGCCACGACACGCGACA